GCACGUGAUUAUCACUUCCGUCUUGUCUUGCUUCCUGUUGUAACUGGGAACUUGCAGUUUUAGUUGGAUUUUUCUGUGUGGUAUGUAUAUAUGUAAAGUCGGCACGGUCUUGCAUUAGCAUUAAGUUUGUUUUGGAUGUCCUGUGACCUGGUUUUCGAGAAUUCGUAGUCGACAUGGCAUACAGCGGUUUAACAGUGCCUAUCAUUGUCAUGAGCGUAUUUUGGGGGGUGAUCGGGGGAAUUGUACCCUGGUUUAUUCCCAAAGGACCCAACAGGGGUGUCAUCAACACAAUGCUUGUAACCACUGCUGUGUGCUGCUACUUGUUUUGGCUGAUUGCAAUCCUUGCCCAACUGAAUCCACUAUUCGGGCCCCAGCUGUCAAAUGAGACUAUAUGGUAUUUACACUACCACUGGCCGUGAAACUGUUAUGGUAACAAGCUACUACUAAUUUCUUCCAGGUAAAGAAGACCUUCACUGUUGUGCAUAAAAGAGCAAAACUUCCUAACAGCUGAUUUUUCAGACUUGAUUCCCACUGUGCCUCUUCAGUUGCCUUACUCUUUCUACAGUAUUUUUGAUAAUUUUCCUAUGAACUUAUUCAUAUUUGAAAUAAUUUUUAAUACUAAAAUUAAGAAGUUUAUAUGUCCUUGACAAGACUCUGGCAGGCUUGAGCUAACUCUUUUAAAAGACUUGGACAAUAACCUUUGUUUUGAUUGCACAAAAUGUUAAUGUUAUUUGUCUGUAUUUUGGGAGGUUGCAGACCACUGCACCCUCCUGCCUUCAUGUCCCAGUGUCUCAAACAUUACUGUAGUCUUUGAACCCCAAGUCCUGCUGUGGUCAUUCACUGACAGAUGUGACAUAUUACAAUUGUAAUAAUGAAAAAAGGCAGAAUAUGAGAUUUUAAUGUUUGUUUGAGGUAUUCUGUUUAUAAAUUAAUAUUUAUCCUAUAAAGUCAAAUGAUGUGAGUUAAAAUACUGCAGGGUUUGCUGCUAGGUCCUUCUGUAAGCUUACAGGUGUUAUAAUAAAAAGAUACUUCCUGA
Protopterus annectens (West African lungfish) is the source of this 1036-nucleotide messenger RNA. It is a transcript of the gene ATP6V0E1, whose product is annotated as ATPase H+ transporting V0 subunit e1. The coding region runs from base 174 to 419 and encodes 81 amino acids. Gene Ontology annotation, molecular function: proton-transporting ATPase activity, rotational mechanism. Gene Ontology annotation, biological process: proton transmembrane transport. The record is from RefSeq and is a predicted model, not a curated record. NCBI's taxonomy places the organism in Eukaryota, Metazoa, Chordata, Ceratodontiformes, Protopteridae. The transcript has 4 exons. Gene Ontology annotation, cellular component: proton-transporting V-type ATPase, V0 domain.